Heterobasidion irregulare TC 32-1 is the source of this 2015-nucleotide messenger RNA. RefSeq lists its product as uncharacterized. Lineage: Eukaryota; Fungi; Basidiomycota; Agaricomycetes; Russulales; Bondarzewiaceae. The coding region runs from base 1 to 1866 and encodes 621 amino acids. Gene Ontology annotation, molecular function: phosphatidylinositol binding. The record is from RefSeq and is a predicted model, not a curated record. Gene Ontology annotation, biological process: retrograde transport, endosome to Golgi. The transcript is spliced from 7 exons.
AUGGAUCCCUACGAAGACGAGAACCCGUUCUCCUCGGAUCCCCCGCUCUCGUCCGCCUCCUCGACGUCCCAUGUAGACGUCUCCGCCCCGCCCACCCCGCCCUCCCACCCCGCCCGCAUCCCCUCCUCCCCGACCGCCCUCAGCCCCCACUCGCCCACCGCCCGCCCGCCCUUCCCGUCCGUCGGCUCCGGCGUGUCGCGCCCCUCGACGUACAAGAGCGACUUCUGCUGCGUGCGCGACCAGUGGCUGCACUCGGGCGACGACGUCGAGAUCCUGAUCAUCGACGCUCAGAAGACGUCUGAGAACGCGACGUCGCCGUACAUCACCUAUGUCAUCCGCACAGGGAACGCGGAGGCGCGGCACAGGUACUCAGAGUUCGAGUCGCUCCGGCUCAGCCUGACCAAGCUCUACCCGACGCUCAUCAUCCCGCCCAUCCCGUCGAAGCAGACCCUCGGCGACUACGCGAUCAAGCAGGCAAAGGCCCGCGAGGACGCCGCGCUCAUCGCCCGCCGCCGCCGCAUGCUCCAGACCUUCCUCAACCGCCUCGCCCGCCACCCCAUCAUCUCCAACGAGCACGUCUUCCACCGCUUCCUCGACGGCGAGGUCUCGUGGACCGAGGUCCUGCACUCGCCGCCCCUCUCGCAGAUCCCGAAGAACAUCCUCAAGGCCCCCGCGCACAGCCCCACGGACCCAAACGCGUCGCCCGCGUACCAGGCGCUGCCGAACCCGUCCGCCGCGCACCCGCUGCGGCGCCCCGACCAGCGCUUCCUCGACUCGGAGGUCUUCACGAACAAGUUCGCGGCGCACAUGGGGGGCCCGAUGGAGAAGGUCACGCGCAGGACGAUGAAGCGCUGGUCAGAGCACGCGCAGGACCAUAUGGACCUCGGCGCGGCAUGGAACGGCUUCAGUCUGAACGAGACGGGCGAGCUCGCUGGCGCGAUCGAGAAGACGGGGCAAGCCAUCGACGCGACGUACAUGUCGACGACGCGCCUCCUGCAGGAGAUCGAGCAGAACUGGCAGGAGCCGCUGCACGAGUACUCGCAGUUCGCGGCGAUCAUCAAGAAGCUGCUCGUCUACCGGCACCAGAAGCACGUCCAGCUCGAGAUGACGCAGGACGCGCUCGAGGCGCGCCGCGAGGCGCUCACGGAGCUCGAGAAGAGCGAGCGGGAGGCGCGGCGGCUCGACGAGGCGCUCGGGCGCGGGCGCACGCGGGGACCGAGCGCCGCCGGAGCUGGGGCCGGGGCCGCCGCGCGUGCAGGGGCGGAGGGCGACGCGGGGGCGGGGGUGAGGGCGGGCGAGGGCGAGGGCCAGGAGGGCGCGGAGGAGCAGCAGGAGCAGGAGCCUGGGUCUGCGUUUCUGCCGCCGCAUCCGGGGCCGAACCCGACGCGGAGGCGAGCGCCGGGGAUGGGCCUGCUGAGCGCGUUGAGCUACACGCUGCAUGGGAUGAUGGACGCGGAUCCGGAGACGGCGCGGCGGAACGGGAUCAGCAAGACGCGGGAGACGAUUUCGCAGCUGGAGGACGCGCUGCACCUGUCUGCGCAGGACCUCAAGUACGCGAGCUCGACGAUCCAGGCGGACCUGGACCGGUUCCAGCGGCAGAAGGUGGCGGACCUGCGCGAGAUGGCGAUCAGCAUGGCGCGCGCGCACCGCGACUGGUGCAAGCAGAACCUGGAGGCGUGGGAGGACGCGAAGAGGGAGAUCGCGCGCAUCCCGGACCACCCGAAUCGCGCGCCGCCCACCGAGCAGGCGCAGGUGGGCAGCCCGGUGCCGGGGGCGGGCGCUGCGGGCGCGGGUGCGAGUGCUGGUGUGGGUGUGGGUGGGUCGGCGGCGAGGAGGGAUUCGACGGCUACUAUUAAUGGGCGGUGAAUGGGGCAGUUGGGCCGAUACACAUAUCACACGCGGCGCGGCGGGCUGCUCUUGCUUUCCUCUCCUCCUUACAUUUUUUUUGCUUUUAUUUCUUCGUUGUAUUCUUCUCCAUCUUUGAGUUUUCGAUGAAUGUGGAGUUUAAUGCCUCG